UGGCGCCCUUGCAUCUGUCAAAAUUACUGUCAAAUUGAACAUGAUUUUGUAUUUGUAUAUUUUACGGAUUAAAACGUGAAAAAUAAAGUGAAAUAUGGGAGAUGUGGCUGCUAGAAGGGAAGCCAGACGUCGUAGAAUACUGGAAAAUUCCGAUAACCGUUUGAAUAAAAUAUUAGGGGUUGAAGAAAAGUCUGAAAUUAGCAUCGAUGGUUUAAGUUUAAAGAAUAACGUAAAUACUUUAAAUGACGUUUUCAGUGCACCAUUUGAGAAUAAUGUGGAAAUGAGUUUAAAUAAUUCACAAUGCAAAGAAAAAUCCACAAAACAAGAGACUGAAGAUUUGGAAAAACCCGAAUUUGCGCACUAUUUAAUAAAUUUUAGGGUCCAUGUUAUUCUUUGUAUGGCUGUAAUGUAUUGUAUUUUAUUACAUUUUUUAAACGCGGUUACUGCAAAAGAAUUGUGUUUGAACAAAAUGUUUACACCCUUACUAGUCUACGAAGUCGUUUUUGCUUUUUUCACGCCACCUCCAAGCAUAUCAAACAUACAGAUGAUGGUUAUGUUUGCUGGUGUACGGGGGAGUAGUUAUUUGGGGCACUAUUUUAAUUUUAUGGCUAGAUUAAUGAAGUUGAUUAAGGAUGUUGCAUUAUAUUUUGUAUUUUUUAUUACAUCACACUAUUUGAUAAAUAUAUUUUAGCAAAUUUGUAUGUGUAUUGUUGCUUGAAUCAAAAAUGGAUUAUUUUUGUACCUGGAUACUGGAUUAAAAUGAGUUGGUAAAGAA
Messenger RNA from Brassicogethes aeneus, 775 nucleotides. The record is from the annotation of a GenBank genome assembly. NCBI's taxonomy places the organism in Eukaryota, Metazoa, Arthropoda, Insecta, Coleoptera, Nitidulidae.